AUGUCUCCUGAAGCAAGAAAAGCAAACGUCGAUGCCAAAAAGUAUCACCAACAAAGGCAAUCGGAAACAGCACAUUCUUUUGACGAACUUGAAUUUGACUAUCCCACUGUGAAUGAGCGGAUCGAUCCCGAAAAUGCAUCUUGGCGCGAAUACCCCAAAGACCAAUGUCAAGUGUUGCUUGCCCAUGACGAUGUAUUGCCCGAGCUGCCGUUAAAAGAUCACACGCCCAUGAAAACCAAGGAAGCCUCUGAUAAAUGGAUCAAAGAACAUGCCAACGAUGCCUCCACAAAAGGAUCCCCUUAUAAAUUUCGUCGAGAUGGUUCAGCAGAUCUUGUUGGUUGA
Messenger RNA from Lichtheimia ornata, 342 nucleotides. RefSeq lists its product as uncharacterized. The record is from RefSeq and is a predicted model, not a curated record. Lineage: Eukaryota; Fungi; Mucoromycota; Mucoromycetes; Mucorales; Lichtheimiaceae. The coding region runs from base 1 to 342 and encodes 113 amino acids. The transcript has 3 exons.